CUCGUAGACUGAAAGAGAGGGGUAUCGAUAUAUAGGGGUUCCCGCAGGCCCUUGGCUUAGUUUUGUGUGUCGUGUGAGACUUCAUUCUCUAUCCCCAUAACUCACCGAGAUGCGUGCACUGUUGGCUGUGGCCGGAGUCGCCCUCCUCUACGUGGCUGUUUGGGCCGCCGAAACGAAGGACGCUGAAGAAAGGCCUAAAACUUUUACCAGGCUCAUCCCAGCUGAUGUCCUCAGAGAUUUCCCUGGUAUGUGUUUUGCAUCGACUAAGUGUGCAACAAUCGAACCAGGCCACACCUGGGACUUGUCUCCCUUCUGCGGUCGUUCGACCUGCGUCAAAUCCGAAAAGGACGGCAAGUUGUUGGAACUUGUCGAAGACUGCGGGCCUCUCCCCAAGAGCAACCCGAAAUGCAAGCUCUCCGAGAAGACAAACAAGACGGCUCCUUUCCCCGCUUGUUGCCCGACCUUCGAUUGCGAACCCGGUGUCAAAUUAGAAUACCCAGAAAUCCCAACUCCUCCACCAGCAGCAGCUAAGGCUUAAGCUUCCUGUGAUACACCUACCAACUCUUUCUCAUAUGUAAUAUCCUUUGUUAUUCCAUUAAUACAAAAUUUGUUUUUACAUUGACUUGAAAAUUUUACAGUCAAUUUUAUAGUCUUUUUUGUGCUACUGAAAAUUCCUUUAUUUAUGUAUAUGUUUACUUUUUCUUUUUUUUCUUUUUUUUUAGUUGUGAUUUAAGGGUUUAUUUAAAUUUUGUCAUAUUUUUUAUCUUGUCAAAACACAAUGAGAUGCACUUAUAAACGGAAAGCCUGAAUAAAUGUUAUUAAUAAUU
Molecule: messenger RNA, 827 nt
Organism: Cimex lectularius (bed bug)
Lineage: Eukaryota; Metazoa; Arthropoda; Insecta; Hemiptera; Cimicidae
Exons: 3
Coding region: 110-538 (142 amino acids)
Source: RefSeq, a predicted model, not a curated record